Molecule: messenger RNA, 1446 nt
Organism: Panicum hallii
Lineage: Eukaryota; Viridiplantae; Streptophyta; Magnoliopsida; Poales; Poaceae
Product: exocyst complex component EXO70B2-like
Exons: 6
Coding region: 1-1446 (481 amino acids)
Biological process (GO): exocytosis
Cellular component (GO): exocyst
Molecular function (GO): phosphatidylinositol-4,5-bisphosphate binding
Source: RefSeq, a predicted model, not a curated record
AUGCAGCAGCUGCAGGCAGUUUUAGCACCAGAAGCAAGUGGGGAAGAAGAGAAGGUGCACCUGGUGUUGUCCAUGGAGGAUGGUCACAAACUGCAACAGGCUUUGCAACUUGUUCCGCCGCAGAGAAAAGUAAUCCUUGUCCAUAUCCACCGGCCGGCAAUGAUGAUCCCGAUCCCGACCUUGGGUGGUACGGUGCAUGCAAGCAUAUUGAAAGAUAAUAUUGUCAAGGGUUAUAGGGAUGAACAGAGGGAUCAGGCUCUCCAAGCCUUAGAGGGCUACAGGGAAAUCUGUACUAGAGCAGAGAUUCAAGCGGAGACGCUGAUGACCGAGAACGACUAUGUGUCAGCUGGGCUUCUGGGACUCAUUGCGGAACAUAAGAUCACCACACUGAUCAUCAUUGGUAUUGGCAAAAGUUGGGAACUAACUGGCUACCUGAAUUUGGUGAGAGACUCACAUGACAUGCACCAGGCAUUUCAAUCCAAAUGCACAGAGAUAGUGCGUAGGUGCCAGUUUAUUGGUGGCAUUGAUACGGUGCUCGGAGCAGACUCAGAGAGUUGCGGGGAGGACUACUGGAAGACCAUCAAGGCCUGGCCUGCAGCAUUUGAGCAUAUUGUCAGCGUUAUCAACAAAGUGCUGCAACCCCUUAAGCAGGACAGCUUUAAAUACAAUGGGCUCACACCCGAGAGGAUUUUACUAGUUGCAGAGAAACUUAUAGAUCGAUUUCUCAAAGUUGCGUCAGCUGUUACUGAGGUGAGGAAGUCACCAGAGAAGUUAUUCUGCACAUUAUACAUGUGCAGAGCAAUUGUUGAUUCAACUCCCUCUCUCAAGAAAGUUUUCCCUUCAGAUUUUCUCAGUAGAAUCGACAGCGUCCACACGGUACUGAAUGAUUCUGCCAGGGAAAUACUUCGAGAGUUUAAAAAGUUGAUCCAGAACUACAGCUCACAGAAGGUAGCACAGGACGGAAGCAUCUUACUGAUAACCGGGUACGUCAUGAGAUACAUCAGAAUGCUGAUAAAUCAUGCUGGCUCACUUGAUACCAUUUUGGACUAUGGUCAAAACAGCAACCUGUUUUUCUCAAAGGGGAACAGCGAUCAGCUGUUGUUUGAGGGAAUAAGCUUGACAGGUCAUCUGGAGAUCGAGCAUUCGGAUAUAAAGCUGAUCGUCGGAGCUGAGUGGCUUAAGCAGCGCAGGGAUGACUUUGAUAUGCACAUGAGGGAUUACAUGUCCUCGACAUGGGAACAGAUUUUCGAUUCUGCUUUCAAGGAAACCUGCAACUCUCAGAUGAACUGGAAGGUGCCGUGUCCAGUUCUUCGGUCCAAGCUCCGUGAUAGCAUCUCAGAGCAUGUUACUCAAGCCUACAAGGCAUAUUUGGAAACGCCGAAACAGUCUUCGGCGGGCGUUGGUAGGGAUUUUAAGAGCAAAGUUAGUGAACUGUUUGAAGGGUGA